CACCGUGACGUCUGCUGUGUUUACGGUGGGAGACAAUGUGGUCUCAGGAAGCGACGAUCGCACGGUCAAAGUGUGGGACCUGAAGAACAUGAGGUCYCCYAUAACAACCAUCCGCACCGACUCAGCUGUGAACAGGUUAAGUGUGUCUGCCAACCAGAGGAUCAUCGCUCUGCCACACGACAAUCGACAAGUGCGUCUGUUUGACAUGAGCGGCGUGAGGCUGGCCAGGCUUCCACGCAGCAACCGAAUGGGUCACCGGCGGAUGGUGUGCUGCACGGCGUGGAACGAAGAGAACCAGUCGUGCAACCUGUUCACCUGCGGCUUUGACCGGCAAGCCAUCGGCUGGAACAUCAACAUCCCUGCCCUGCUGCAGGAGAAGUGACGGAGUGGCUGAAAUACAGAGGAAAAUUAGUCCAAGGCGGUGCAGUGCAUCAAAUGUUUUUUUUUUUUUCUUCUUACAUUCAUGUUCUAAUUGCACACUGUCCUGAUUAAAUAUAUACAGUGAAGAAAAGGAGACCGAUCCAAUCCCCCUCACUGCCCUCCGGGGCGUAUUUACGGCUCACAAACGCUGUGAUCUGCGGCCUCAGACUCGCCAGCUUGUUUGCCCUGGGAAACAUUUGGAGCGACACGUAUUUCACAGCUUGCAAACACAGCUGAAGGACACUGUUAACUUUCCCAGUUUGUGACCUGCAGCUGAAAGGUCCUGUUCUGUAACCGCUGGGUGACUCAGCUGGUUAGUGUGAGGCUGAAAACGUCUGUUUUGUUUCGUUAUUGUAAUUAUUUAGCAUGGUUUAGUGAGGGUGGACUGAACGUUUUAGCCCUAGCUUCCUGAAUGCCACAUUUUCAUGUUCACGUCCCGUUUGCUCGUUCAAACAGCUGCUCUUGCAUGUGGAUAAUCUCAGUUUUUGAACUUUACUUUUUAAAGCUGUGAGAGAACAAUUAAACGGGGCAGUUUGGUUUAUAGAAUAGAUGUACAGUAUAUAUCAUUUUGUGGCCUCAAUAAGUGACCUGUGUUGCCAACAGAUUUCUUGUUUUAAACACCCUUUUAAGGGUUGAGUGAAUUAUUUUUUUAAAGCACAGGUGGGCAACAACUUUUGUCCAGAAGGCCAUUUUUACUUAUUUAAUUGGAUUGCAGGGCUACAAACGUAAUUAAAACAGUAUCCUGCCUGCAUCAGUCACACACAGCUUGACAUCAACUGCGAAAAGACAACACAAAGCUGAUUGUUGAAUGCUUUGCUGGAAUAUUGUUUCAGYUAGGGGGCUUUUUGUUUGAUUUUUCUUUUUUCUUUUUUUUUUUUCCAUGAAGACAAGAUUAGUAUGCUUGGUCAAAAAUGCUGUACUGUCUCGGCACCUUAAACACCUGCAUCUUUAAGCUAACAUUUACUUCAAAUGUUAGCCUUUAAGCUAACAUUUACUUUGAACAAUAGCCUUUAAGCUAACAUUUACUUUGAACGAUAGCCUUUAAGCUAACAUUCUCUCUAAACGUUAGCCUUUAAGCUAACAUUUGUGUUAAACGAUAGCCUCUAAGCUAACAUUUACGUUGAAUGAUAGUCUUUAAGCUAACGUUAAAGCUAAGGUUUACUCUAAAUGUUAGCCUUUACGCUAACUUUUACUUUGAACGAUAGCCAUUAAGCUAACGUUUACUCUAAACGUUAGCCUUUACGCUAACAUUUGCGUUAAACAAUAGCAAGCAAAAAUAUACUUUAAACAGCUCUUGACUGUCUGAACAACUUUAAAAACAUGGUUGUGGCUAUUUUAGUAAAAAAAAUUACUCGCUUUUCAAACCAGUAAAAAGGCAGACCAGGUUUUAGCUUUCACCAAAAGUUAGUAAAACCCAGGAUUUUGUUUGUUCAUUUCAAGGUUUUUUGUUUUUGAAUUUAUUUAUUUAUUUUUAUUUUUUGGCGGGGUGGGAGGUUAACAUGGCUCUCAGGUCUUAUUUMGCCCACGUGUGCUUUAAAUUCCUGCUUAUAUUAUUUCUCCUUGCCUCUCGUUCAGGCCUGCCARGUUACAUGUGUAGCGAGAAGGCAGCGAGGUCGUUCAUUUAUCUAAAAACAGCAGCCCAGAUGUUGCGUGAAAGCUUACCAGUCUGACAUUUAUGCUCUUCUUCCAGCCUUCGUGUUUCCAGAUACUCUUACUUGCCGUGUUAAGUGUUUAUGUCAGAUUGUUUUAUUUUUCUGUAUGUUCUUUUUUUAGUAUGUAUAUAGUAAAUUCCUCUGCCCCUGUCAGAGUGACGAAGUGUCAAGAGCAAAGCAAUAACUGGGGAACGACUGCGCCCAAGUUCACGAAUCCUUCAAGGAUCUGUGACUUGGUUGUGUUCAGCGUCAUCGGAUCACAUCAUUCCCAAAGUGUUGCUAAUUUAGACGUGCACAAACUGCGCCGCGUGUUCUCUGUGUCAGUGACACGUCGGCCAUUCUUUGUUGCCAACUCCCAACCURGUGUUGCUGUAAUGUGUGACCUCAAAGUGAACUUAUUUGCAUCUGUGCUUCACAAACAGCCUAUUGAUGAUGUUUUUUGUUGUUUCCAAACUGCAGUGAACCAUUUGCUUUGUACGUUUUGUUCUGAAUGGCGCCUUUUAGAUUUCAGAGACGGUCUUUAUUUAAAACAGAAGCAAUAACCCAGCUCCUCAGUGUUACUGGUGCUCAAAGUCAAAACUGUUGUCUUUUCUUUUUGUUGUGAACGAGUGAAUUCACACUGAGUUGACUCAGUUCUAACCUGUCUGGAACUAAGUUCAUGUGGAUUAAAGAAAACACCGUUCSUUACACACGUGCAAUGUUCUGAUAUGAGGUCAUGCUGUAGUUUCCCAGACUCAGAUGUUUAACUUAUGUUCGUGCUGUAAAUCCCACCAACUUGAGUUUUUUUUUUGUGUACUUGUAUAUCUUGUGAAGAAUUACUGUAGAUAGUUGUGCAUGUUACCCAAAACGAUUGCUUCGAACUGCACACAUUACUUCUGUUCCUGCAAAUAUUAGAACCAGGAGGCAUUUUAAAGUAGCAUAAACCUUUUAAACAAAAAAAUAAAAAUAAAAAAGUCAAAUUUGUUCGAAUGCCUUACGUUAAAGACGGUGCAUGACUCUUAUCCACCUGAGCACCAGAGCGCUCCUCCAAAUGCUUGUUAAAGAACUAAUUGUGCUUCGCGGCGCGGCACAGAUAGGAUUCUUUCUUCAAUUUUUAUUCAGGGAACUCGGUCUCAAGCCCACUGGUAUCUGUGUCAUUUUUAAUCUGCAGAUAGAACGGUAAGUCCAAUGUGCGCUCAGCUUUAUGAAUUUCAUCCUGGGGGAAAUAUGAUUUUUGGAUAGAUACAUUAAAUUAUUGUGUGCCAGACUCUAAAGAUUAAAAAAAUAUAUUUAAUAUAUAAAAAGUGAAUCAGCUUUUGGCUCACUAAAGUGAAUUUAUAUUCACCUCCAACUUCAUUAUGUGAUCUACUUUGCAUACUUUAUUGUGACGCCUUUGUGCUCUCUGACGUUUUCCAAUAAAACGAUGUGAUUCUCCUUCUUCCA
Molecule: messenger RNA, 3494 nt
Organism: Austrofundulus limnaeus
Lineage: Eukaryota; Metazoa; Chordata; Actinopteri; Cyprinodontiformes; Rivulidae
Product: WD repeat-containing protein 37
Molecular function (GO): protein binding
Source: RefSeq, a predicted model, not a curated record